UCGAUAAUAGCGAAGAAUUUUAUUCUAGUACUAGCAGUCGUACCUGGAUAAGGCAGUACUACUACAUAGCAGCCUCACUUUCCAGAAAAUGAGAUUAAGUUUCUUCUCGGCUUCUCUAUAUUCCAGCUUCAUCACCCAUACUGCCACAACAAACCCACAAGAAGAAGCAGAGCAAUUGCAAAACAAACUAAAGACCAACUCUGCAGCUAGCGGCAAUGGCCACUAAGAUCUACAUCGUGUACUAUUCGACAUGGGGACACGUUGCGACGCUGGCGGAAGAGAUAAAGAAGGGCGCCGAGUCCGUCCCUGGCGUCGAGGUCACCAUCUGGCUGGUGCCCGAGACGCUGCCAGAGGAUGUGCUGGGGAAGAUGCACGCGGCGCCUUGGCGUGAGGAUCAUUCCGUCAUCACAGCGAGGCAGCUGGCUGAGGCCGAUGGCAUCCUGUUCGGCUUCCCGACAAGGUUCGGCAUGAUGGCCGCGCAGAUGAAGGCCUUUUUUGACUCCACCGGCGGCCUCUGGCAGGAGCAGUCCCUCGCCGGCAAGCCAGCAGGCGUCUUCUUCACCACAGGCACCCAGGGAGGAGGCCAGGAGACCACUGCUCUCACGGCCGUGACGCAGCUCACGCACCACGGCAUGCUGUUCGUGCCUGUCGGAUACACGCACGGCGCCGGCAUGUUCGCCAUGGACGAGGUCAAGGGCGGCAGUCCAUACGGAGCUGGCACCUUCGCCGGUGCCGAUGGCAGCAGGGUACCCAGCGACGCCGAGCUGGCCUUGGCGGCGCACCAGGGGAAGUACUUCGCUGGCAUCGCCAAGAAGUUCAAAGCCGUCUGAAGUCUGAUCACCAGGCACAUGAUAAUGCAUGCGAUCUUGACUGCAAUAUGAUUUUACACAGCCAUGAAACAAUUUAAGCUGUAAUGAUUUGAUUUCUUGAUUGGAAAUAAUAAUAACGUGAGAACCUAUUCUGUGUGCACACACUCUAGCGGAUCCAUAAUAGCAAUUGGUGAUAUCGAUGUUUUGUUGCCAAGCUUGGUGGACUAUAUAUAAAGAGCAU
Molecule: messenger RNA, 1050 nt
Organism: Hordeum vulgare subsp. vulgare (domesticated barley)
Lineage: Eukaryota; Viridiplantae; Streptophyta; Magnoliopsida; Poales; Poaceae
Product: quinone-oxidoreductase QR2-like
Exons: 2
Coding region: 216-830 (204 amino acids)
Molecular function (GO): FMN binding; NAD(P)H dehydrogenase (quinone) activity
Source: RefSeq, a predicted model, not a curated record